Messenger RNA from Peromyscus maniculatus bairdii (prairie deer mouse), 2127 nucleotides. It is a transcript of the gene Cdip1, whose product is annotated as cell death inducing p53 target 1. The record is from RefSeq and is a predicted model, not a curated record. Gene Ontology annotation, biological process: intrinsic apoptotic signaling pathway in response to DNA damage by p53 class mediator. Gene Ontology annotation, cellular component: nucleus; cytoplasmic side of late endosome membrane; cytoplasmic side of lysosomal membrane. Gene Ontology annotation, molecular function: zinc ion binding. NCBI's taxonomy places the organism in Eukaryota, Metazoa, Chordata, Mammalia, Rodentia, Cricetidae.
GCCUCAGGGCAUGCUGCGAUUGCGUAGCACGACUACAAGUUCCAGGGUCCUCCGGGUGCGGGGGCGCCGUGCGCUCCGAGUCCGCUGAUAGAGGGGCUCCCCGGAGCACCCGGCCGGACCUGCGCGGGUCUCUAUGUUCUUCCGUCCUCGGGAUCCUGGAUUCCGAGCCUCCUGGAUCCCUGUCUCAGCCAGUAGCUGAAUUACUCCACCUGCUUGCUUUCUCUGUGCACCAAGAAUCUGAGGUCCAGGAGUAUCAGCAGCAGCAAAGAUGUCUAACGAGCCACCCCCUCCUUAUCCUGGAGGCCCUACAGCCCCACUACUAGAGGAAAAAAGUGGAGCCCCACCUACUCCAGGCCGUACCUCCCCAGCGGUGAUGCAGCCGCCACCAGGCAUGCCACUGCCCUCAGCUGACAUUGCUCCCCCACCUUAUGAGCCACCGGGUCAUCCAAUGCCUCAGCCUGGCUUUGUACCCCCUCACAUGAAUGCAGAUGGAGCCUACAUGCCUGCAGGUUUCUACCCUCCUCCAGGCCCUCACCCACCUAUGGGCUAUUAUCCACCAGGACCCUACCCACCAGGGCCCUAUCCUGGUCCUGGGGGCCACACGGCCACAGUCUUGGUCCCAUCAGGGGCAGCUACCACGGUGACAGUGCUACAGGGAGAGAUCUUUGAAGGUGCACCUGUGCAGACAGUGUGCCCCCACUGCCAGCAGGCAAUCACCACCAAGAUCUCCUAUGAGAUUGGCCUGAUGAACUUUGUACUGGGUUUCUUCUGCUGCUUCAUGGGAUGUGAUCUGGGCUGCUGCUUGAUCCCCUGCCUCAUCAACGACUUCAAGGAUGUGACGCACACGUGUCCCAGCUGCAAAGCCUACAUCUACACAUACAAGCGCUUGUGCUAACGGAGCUAGACUUGGACUCCCCCAUCUAUCAGUCUGGCCCCAUGUGCUUUGCUCCCCAUGCUCAGUGGUCACUAUCCCUCAACCCCACUUAGGGUUGGAAGUUCUGCCACUGUCCCCUGGAAAUCUUGUCCUCACCUUGCCCUUCCCUGAGCAUCCAACUCUUCCAGCAAAAAUUCCGUUGGAUUUAAGGCCAAGAGCCAGUGGGUGGCAUGGGGUGGCACUGAUCUUGUGUGUUGCUUGGGCAUUUGUAAUCCAGAAGAUAAGCCGGAGAGGGUCUCUUACUGGGGUCCUCAUUCCUCCUUUCUGCAUAAGGUCCAGGCCUGGUCCUUACUCUUCUUGGGACCAAAAGCACCCAGAGCAUUAAUAGGUCCCAGACUAGGCCUACAGUGAGGGUUGUGCCUGGAACCACAGUUGCUUCUGAUCUGCUGAAAUGAGGUCAGGACAUCAUCUAGAGUUAAGUAGACCCAAGCAAGACAGGGUCUUAAGGCCUGGGUUUAUGUGGAAUAUGUUCUCCGGGGUGCCAAAGGUGGAUUAAGAAAGAAAUAAUGACUGUCAACCCUGGGCAUCAGAACUCUCAGGUAUGGAAACCCAGGACUUCUACCACUGUCCAGGAGCUACCCAAAAGCUCCCUAGUAUAAGGCAAAGAUGAUGCUGGGCUAGUUAAAGCCCUGGUAACUAAGAAGAACUUGCCCUUGUUCUCACCUAGCUUACUUUGAGUCAGUCAAUGUGCAGCUCUCCUUUCUGGCCACACCUCUGUGAACCCCUAUAUCUUCUGGGGCCAGAAAGAAUGAAUGCCCAUGAGCCUGUCCUGUUUACUUUGAUGUCUGUGCUGUGUAUGAGUACAACUUCUGCCUGGUGGCUUACUGACAGAGGGCCAAUCAGAAGAGCCUCCUUGUAGGGUCAUUGGUCUCUGGAGUAAGUGCCAGUCUUUUUGCCAUAGUUGACUUGUUUCUGUAUUGGGCACUUAAGUAGGGACAACUGUGGCACUGGGCUGGGGACCAGGAAGAAGUCACAAGUGGUGGGGGUGUCCUAGGGACAUGAGUCUUGCCCAGGGUGUAAACCCAAACUUGUCUUAUUUCCUGAAUGGUCUGUGAAUAUGCCCACGUGGAUGCUGUGUCCUGCUGCUGUCCCUCUCCUGGUCUCACACUACCACUGCAUGGCCUCCUAUCACUGUGAACUGUGGCCUGGUCCCAGUUUGUAGUUUCAUUAAAUCGGCCCUUUCACUUCCCUGC